Epinephelus lanceolatus (giant grouper) is the source of this 7068-nucleotide messenger RNA. It is a transcript of the gene mki67, whose product is annotated as marker of proliferation Ki-67. Gene Ontology annotation, biological process: regulation of mitotic nuclear division; regulation of chromosome segregation. Lineage: Eukaryota; Metazoa; Chordata; Actinopteri; Perciformes; Serranidae. Gene Ontology annotation, molecular function: protein binding. Gene Ontology annotation, cellular component: nucleus; chromosome. The record is from RefSeq and is a predicted model, not a curated record.
CACUCGUCGGUAUACAUCGUAGGGUAUGGUAAGGUAUCAAUGUAGGUUUACUCUGACAUGAUAUAGUAAAAUUCCUCUUUGCCACAUCCCGGUCGAUGUUUAUGGAUUGCCAGAAGCUGACGUGUCUUUGAGUGGACUUCCAGGUAACGUUACGAAAAUGCCUUUGCAUGGAAAAAUAGUCGUGGUGAAGAGGAGUGGAGGAGAUGGGACUGAGUUUCCUCUUACUGCAACAUGCUUAUUUGGAAGGAAGCCUGAUUGCGAUAUUCGUAUUCAGCUUCCACAAGUCUCCAAGGAGCAUUGCAGAAUUGACUUGAAUGAAAAUAAAGAGAUCAUUUUGACAAAUUUGAGCUCUGUGAAUCCAACUCGUGUCAACGGAGAGGUUUUGCAGCAGUCUGAACGUUUGAAACAUGGAGAUGUGAUAACUAUUAUUGACCGUUCUUUCAGGUUUGAGUACCCUCCAGCACCCACACCAAAGAAGAGGUCUUCCACAGGAGGCAAAGCUGAGACUCUCAAAGUUCUUCAAGAUCAGCAAGUGGGGGACACAGUUACCUCUGAAACUGGAGAUAAAAGGAUCUCUGAAGUAUCCACAGAUCCUCAUCUGAAAGAUGGAACUAACCAUGACAACAUCCAGCGAUCCCUGGAAAAAACUUUGGAGGUGGAGCCCAAAGAGGAAGGCAAAACUGCCUCUCCCUUCAACGACCUGUAUCAAAUGAUCAAAAAAUCUCUGGAUGUCAAGACCCCUCGGAAAUCUUCUGCCAGUUUGCUUCAAACACCCACCUCGAGGUUUUGCACUCCAAAACCUGCUUCAGUCAGGAAAAAUGAUGAACCUGUCACUUGCACCGAAGAUAAAAGCAUUCCUCAGAAGAAUGACGCUAAAGUCUGUCCUGGAGCUGAUGAAACUAAGGGGGCUGAAAACACAAGUGGUGGAACCCCAAAGUCUGUUAAGAAGCAGAGGAGGUCCUCCCAGGGUCCUUCUACUGAGAUGGCCGCACCUGAAGUUGAGAAAGCCGAAAAGUCUGAAGCAACUUCACCUCAGAAGAGAAUCCGUACACCCCCCCAGAGGUAUACUGCGUGUGAGGUUAUUGAGCAAGUUACUGCUCAAUCACCCAAAUCACCUUUGAGACGGAGAAGCAAGGAGGCCAAACCUGCAGUGACUCAGGAACAGGAAGCGCAAGCAGUGACUUCUCCCAAAACGAAGCGUUCCCCAAGGAACUCAGGAUGUUCCUCAGUUGAAGUUGGAAAAGUGAAAGAGACAUCCAAAAAACGUAAAAGUGGAGAACUUGCAGCCGACUUGCCUACACCUCAAAUAAAGAAGAAAAGGGUUUCCUUUGGAGGUUUCCUGUGCCCUGAGUUAUUUGACAAACGUCUGCCUCCUGACUCUCCCUUACGCAAGGGGGCCAGUCCGCGGAGAAGCUUUUGUGUGUCUAAACCCAAACAGUCACUCCUGAGACGAGCGUCAGUCAUUGGCUCGCUACAGUUCGAUGAAGAGCAACCAGGUAGCCCCAAAGUGCAAAGUCCUGCCAAAAUGAGGACUCCGUCACCUAAGAAAUCAAGUGCCAAGAAUGCUUCUCCUAAGACUCCAACGCCAGGAAAGAAAUCACCAAAAUCUAGGUCCCCUUCUCCCAAGGCAACAUCUCCAGGAAAGAAAUCACCAAAAUCCAAAUCCCCUUCUCCCAAGGCAACAUCUCCAGGACCGAAAUCCCCCAAAUCCAGAUCCCCUUCUCCCAAGGCAAAAUCUCCAGGACAGAAAUCCCCAAAAUCAAGAUCCCCUUCUCCCAAGGCAACAUCUUCUGCAAAGAAGUCACCAAAACCCAGGACCCCUUCUCCCAAGGCUGCGUCACCUGCUGAAAAGACACCAAAAUCCAAAAGUCCAUCUACUGCAAGAGGACGGUCUCCCACUGUUGGUGGAACACCAGGAGUCCAGACCCCCAGAGUACAAGGCCGCUUCUCUGUGUCGCGUAUCAGCACACCAUCUCCAAAUGCAGAAGAUGCUGUCACUGACCAGGUGCCUUCAGUCACAGUAACUACUAAAAUGCCCCAGAGGAGAAAGAGCAUCUCACAAGAAACUUCAAGUGCUGCAAAAGUAAUGCGCAGAAGAAGUGGCAUUUCACGGGCAUCCCUGAAAGCCAAAAAUUCCUGGGCAAACAUUGUGAAAUUUGGUCAACCUAAGGCUCAAGUGGUUGCUCCAGCUAAAAAAGCAGUCGCCAAAAUGACAAAGAAGAAGACUGUGCCCAAACCACAGACCCCUGCAAGAAAAAUCCAAGGCCAUUUCAGCACUGGACAUGCAGAUUCACCUGUUACUAUUGUUGUGGGCAGAGCUCACAAACAAAGGGUCGUACAUGCAACUGGUGCUGCACCAAGACUGGUCACCAAUACUGCUCUCCUUAAAAGGAACAUGAAAAUGGAUGAGGACUUGACUGGAAUUUCUGAAAUGUUUAAAACCCCAGUAAAUGAAAGGAAAAGGAGAUCUGUGAUCAAUGAGGACAAUGCCACAAAGACACCAGUGGGAGCUCUGGGCACAUCUGUGGUAGAGCCAUCAGUGUUGAACACACCAGAGGAGCCAGGCGAGAUGAUGGUGUCUCCACUGAGUGUUGCAUCCACAGUAAAAGACAGAAAAUACAACAGUGAGGCAGUCCAACGCCUCCUUAAUGAUGAUCAAGAAUCUAGCUUCGUCAGUGAUGUCCCUGCCUUGGAGAUUCACUCUGAUGAUUCUGGCGAACAGCAGUGUACAGAUAUGAAGACAACCUCUCAAACAACUCCCAAACAGAAGCCAGAAUUACCAGAGUGUCUCACUGGAGUGAAAAGGAUCAUGAAGACACCAAGGCAGAAGGCUGAACCUGUUGAGGACUUGAGAGGGAGACUUCUGAAAACUCCAAAGCAGAAACCUGAGCAACAGGAGUGUCUCACUGGAGUGAAGAGGAUCAUGAAGACACCAAGGCAGAAGGCUGAACCUGUUGAGGACUUGAGAGGGAGACUUCUGAAAACUCCAAAGCAGAAACCUGAACAACAGGAGUGUCUCACUGGAGUGAAAAGGAUCAUGAAGACCCCACGACAGAAAGCCGAGCCCAUUGAGGACCUGAGAGGCAAGGUUUUGAAAACCCCCAAGCAGAAACUUGAACAACAAGAGUGUCUCACCGGAGUAAAGAGGAUGAUGGAAACUCCAAAACGGGAAGCUGAACCUAUGGAGGACAUCAGAGUGGAACUUCUGACAACUCCCAAACAGGAGGCGGGACAACAAGAGUGCCUUACUGGAGUUAAAAGCAUUUUGAACACCCCCCAACAACAAGCUGAAUCUCAUGAAGACCUUCAAGAAAAACCUGUAGAAACUCCCAAAGCUCUAGAGGCUGCUGAUGUGAGUUUGGAUGAUGAGAAGGAACUUAUGGAGACACCAGACCAAGUGCAAGAAUCUGCUCCACAGACUGAAGCCACAGGACAACUGGAGACAAAUGAGCAGGUAGAAGAUGAAACACCUCUGGAUUGUGAAGAAGGCACAGCAAAAGAACUAGACUUUGCCCACGAGGAGCCACGAGGCGAUGUCCCAUCAGAUGUGAUUGCUCUCCAUGAUGACAUAGAAAAGGAAGAAGAUGCAAAAGAAGUUGUCGCUGAUGACCACGUAGAGGAGGUGCCAAGUGGACACAAUAAUAACGAAUCAUCAGGUGCUUCGGAACCUCUCUCUGAACCAGCUGUAGAUGAGAUAUCUGGGGAACAACCCAAAGUGGACACAGUGGAUGAGACUUUAUCUGAAGACAAACCUGAAGUGGACGCAGUCGAUGAGAGUUCACCUGUAGAACAAGCUGAAGUGGACGCAGUAGACGAGAGUUCACCUGUAGAACAAGCUGAAGUGGACACAGUAGACGAUAGUUCACCUGUAGAACAAGCUGAAGUGGACGCAGUAGAUGAGAAUUCACCUGUGGAAGAACCUGAGGUGGAGACUGCUCCUGGAAAAAUCACAGAAAUGGACACAACUGCCACGGAUCCUGACUCUAAGAAGAAACCUGUUCGUGGCAGAAGGGCAAAAACAGUGGAACCUAAAGCACCUGAAGAUGCUGUCGUCUCUGCUCCAGUCAGAGGAAGAAGAGGGAAGAAAGCUGAAGCUACAGCACCACCUGCCAUUGAAACUGCUCCUCAGGCACCUGUAACUGAGAGUUUACCUGAAGAGGAGACUUGCAAAGUCACCGAAACAGAUGCAGCCAUUGUUGAGAAUAAAUCUCUUAGAGGCAGAAGGGCGAAACUGGUGGAGUCUAAACCAGCUGAUGAUAAUCAGGAGGCAGCAGAACACUCUGAAGAACCUGUUGCUCCAACCCCAGUCAAAGGAAGAAGGGGAACGAAAACUGAAGCUGCUGCUGCUGGACCACCUGCUGUUAGACAAACAACAAGAGGCAGAAAUGCAAAGUCUCAAGAGAGCAAUGAUGUUGAGGUCACGGAGAAGAAAAGUGCCUCUCUGCCUUCCAAACCAAUCCUUAAAGCUAGAAGAGGAAGAAAAGCUUCUGAUGAUCAAGUGGAAACCGUCCAAGAGGUAGCCGCUGAAACUGAAAUGGUGCCAGAACCUAAGAGUGAACAGAGCCCCCCAGUUGAAGUCAACAUCGAAGCAAAUGACAGUGCAUCACCCCAGGAGAAGGCUGUGAAGCCCAAGAGAGGGAGAAGAGCUAAACAGCCUGAAGAACCAGUGCUAGAGCAGCAAGAUUUACCCAUUACUCAGAGUGAGGAUGCUCCUGAAAUGGACACAGCUAAAGAAGCAAAUGCAAAUGAAGUCUGCAGCAACCAGCUGGAGGUGGUGCCCAGUGCAAGUGAUGAAAAUAAAUUAUCAGAUGCCAUGGAAACUGUUCCCCAGACGCCUGUAACUGAGAGCCUACCUGAAGUGGAGACAGCCACUUGCAAAGUCACCGAAAUGGAUGCUGCUGUCGUUCAGAAGAAAACCGUUCGAGGCAGAAGGGCGAAACUGGUGGAGUCUAAAUUGGCUGAAGAUAAACAGGAGGCGGCAGAACACUCUGAGGAUCCUGUCGUCUCUGCUCCAGUCAGAGGCAGAAGAGGGAAGAAAACUGAAGCUGCUGCACCAGCCGCUGUAAGACAAACGACAAGAGGCAGAAAUGCUAAGUCUCAAGAAAUCAUCUCUGAAGACAAACCUGAAGUGGACGCAGUAGUGAAGAACUCACCAGUGGAACAACCUGACGUGGACGCAGUCGAUGAGAAUUCAUCUGAAGAACAACCUAAAGUGGAGACUGCUACUGUAGAAGUCACAGAAAUAGACACAACUGCCACGGAUCCUGACCCUAAAAAGAAAUCUGUUCGUGGCAGAAGGGCAAAAACAGUGGAACCUGAAGCAGCUGAGGAUGAACAGGAGGCUGAAGAUGCUGUUGUUGUUGCUGCUCCAGUCAGAGGAAGACGAGGGAAGAAGGCUGAAGCUGCUGCACCACCUGCUGUUAGACAAACAGGAAGAGGCAGAAAUGCAAAGUCUCAAGAAAGCACCUCCGAUGAUAAACCUGAAAUGGUACCAGAGACAGCUGCAGAAACAACACCUGUGACUGAGAUUUCCAUUGAAGUUGUGAGUGACCAGAGUGAUCCUGCACCUUCUGUAGAGGAAGCUGUCAUGAAGCCUGUUCGAGGGAGGAAAACUAAACAAACACCAGUUGAGCCAUCUCAACCAGAGCCAGAGAAAACUGAAGCUGUGAGUGACGAGUCUGUUGUGAUAGACGCUCAGUCUGAAAAGUCCAUUCCUACUGUUGCAAAGCCCAAAAGAGGGAGAAAGAUGAAACCUGAUACUGUUGAGCAAAAUGAGGUGGCAGAAGACACCGUUGUCACCGUGGAGACCAAGCAGCAGUCUGAACCUCCAGUUAAGGCUAAGAGGGGAAGAAAUGCCAAAAAGGAAGAAGUUGAGACUACUGAAUCCCAGGAGCCAGUCAAAAAAAUGAGGAGAACCAAGAAGGCAGAGCAAGACCACAUAGAACCACAAGAAGUCGUCCAAACAGCUGAAAAUGUUGUCCCAGAGGAGGCUGAAGCGACACUUGUUGCUGAACCAGUGAACAUUGAUGAACAGGCUACUGUGGCUGCGAAACCCAGGAGAGGAGGCCGGAAAGCAAAACAAGACACUGAGAGUGAAACUACUGUCGAACCUACUGAGGUCCCUGCGGUCAAACGGGGCAGGAGAGGAAAACAAGUUGCUGAAGAAGUUGCAGUCACUGCUGUGGUACCAGAAGAAAAACCUGAGCAUGAGGUUGAAGAGAAGAAAGAUGCCGAGCCAGACUCUCCAGUCGUUAAACAAAGCAGGGGAAGGGGGGUGAAAACAUCUUCGAAAAAUGAGGCUUCCCAAGCCAUUCCAGCCAAGAGAGCUCGUCGAGGUGCAGCUCUUCCUGUCAAGGAGACCAACGCAGAAGUUUCAGAGCCUACAUCAACUUCAGUAGAGCCUGCCAAAAGGGGGAGACGGGCAGCAGCAAAGCCCACAGCAGAUGAUGCCACCAAAGAGUCAAGCAGUGCUGUUGUGGAAGACACAAAAACAUCCAAAAGAUCCGUCAAGUGGAACGCAGAUGUGGAAGUCUUUGAUAUUCCAAAAGCAACACCAGUGAAGGCAGCGCGAGGCAGGAAGUCCAAACUUGACACUGAAAGCAAAAAUGUGUCAAAGGACGAUGACAAAACUGAAGAGAAGGAUCUCUCAGACAAAGUCAUCGAAGCUCAGCCCGUCAAGAGAGCCAGGCGAGGGGUCGCUGAUGUAACAGCAGAAGAGUCCACAAGCAAGGUGAAAAGUGUUGAGGCUGAGGCACAGCCAAAAACCAGAAGAGGAAGACCAGCAAAGAAAUAAAAAGCAUCUGUAUAUAGUCUUAAUCCCAAUGACUUGUUUUCCCCCAUUUAACUUUUUUUUUUGUACUUGUCAUUUUUAUUAGAUCGUACGGCAUUUUAUAAAGUAGUUUUAUAGAUGAAAAUGACGCACUGCCUUUUUUUUUUCUCCUCCAAUACAGCAGGGAAUCUUCUAACCAUUUAUAUCGUGACAAGUUGUAUGUUGUUCAUUACUGGUUUUGCAAAUAUUUUUAUGGUUUAAAAAAGUGAUUUAUUAAAUUUUUUUGUAUGGUGGAAAAA